This is a messenger RNA of Cloeon dipterum, 1372 nucleotides long. RefSeq lists its product as uncharacterized. Lineage: Eukaryota; Metazoa; Arthropoda; Insecta; Ephemeroptera; Baetidae. The coding region runs from base 154 to 1206 and encodes 350 amino acids. The transcript has 5 exons. The record is from RefSeq and is a predicted model, not a curated record.
GCGGAGUAGCGGUACCUCCACUGCGGGCCAACUCGGUCUGCGGUUCAGUCGGUCUCAGGUCGGAGCUCGCGGCACACUCGUUGGUUACUCCUCUCACGUCAGCGCGGCCGCCUCCACAAAACCAACACAAUUUUGAAGCCGAAAGGAAAUGUGAUGGGCGCAGCCAAGGUCCCCCGAGCCCUCGCCAUGACCCCCGCACUCGGCCUGCUGCUCUUCUGCCUGCUGACCCAGGUCAAUGGUCACGGAAGACUGAUUGAACCGCCCUCAAGAGCGUCCAUGUGGAGGUAUGGCUUCUCCGAUUCUCCACCCAAUUACAACGACCAUGAACUCUACUGCGGAGGAUAUGCUCGCCAGUGGAACAAGAAUAAAGGCAAUUGCGGAGUGUGUGGAGAUGCGUGGGACAUGCCCGCUCCGCGACCGCACGAGCAGGGUGGAAAAUACGGCCAGGGGGUGAUCGUGCGCCGCUACAGCCCUGGCUCCAACAUCACGGUCAGGGUAGAGUUGACUGCCAACCACCAGGGAUACUUCGAGUUCAGACUGUGUCCCAAGAGUCACCCUUCCAAGACUGAGGUCUCGCAGCAAUGCUUGGACAAGUACUUGCUGAACCAGGUGGGCAACAAGGGUCCCAGGUUCUUCCCUGGCUCUCUCGGCAACAGGGUCAUUGAAAUGAGAUACGUGCUGCCCGAGGGCAUCGAGUGCCCACAGUGUGUCUUCCAGUGGCGUUACAUUGCCGGCAACAACUGGGGCACGUGCGAGAACGGGACGAGUGCCGUGGGGUGCGGCCCGCAGGAGGAAUUCCGUGCGUGCGCCGACGUGGCCAUCGGCGGCCGACUGAUCGUGUCUUCGACCUCGCCGAGACCUUCGAGGAGACCGCCGACCGCGUCCACCUCGGAGGGCAGCGUGCCCGUGCCGGAGGAGGGUGGCGCCGCCGACGACGGCGCAGAAGAGGUGGAGGAGAGCGGCUCCAACUGGUGGAUCACCCUGGCCAUCGUGCUCGGCUCGCUGGUGUGCGUCGUGUCGGCGUUCGGUCUCAUCUACUGGUACUACUACCACGCGCGCGACAGCCUCAAGCACCUGCUCAAGGGCAGACAGCCCGAGCCGAACGUGACGACGCUGACGCGCAAGGUGCCCCCGCCGCCCACGCAUCCGCCCCCCGUGCCGCCCAGGAGGAACAAGAAGCCGUACAACGAGAGUGGAGUUGUCUGAAAUUCAUUAUUGUGAUUCGUUCCUCGAAGAACUGCGACUGCGAGAGUGAAUGCGCCUCAAAAGGGAUAGAAAUUAUCCAGAGUGGAUGCGAGUUUUAUAGAUCUGAGACGACAAUUGUAUAUUAUUUGAUAGUUUAUUAAUAAAAAAUUAAGUUAUUUCUCCUUUA